Molecule: messenger RNA, 2627 nt
Organism: Macadamia integrifolia
Lineage: Eukaryota; Viridiplantae; Streptophyta; Magnoliopsida; Proteales; Proteaceae
Product: ARS-binding protein 1-like
Exons: 6
Coding region: 538-1374 (278 amino acids)
Cellular component (GO): nucleus
Molecular function (GO): DNA binding
Source: RefSeq, a predicted model, not a curated record
CUACUACUCUUUCUUUGGACUUGUAUGCGAAAAAGGGUCUUCCUUGCGGGCAAACCCAAUAAAGAGAAUCGUCCAAAAAAAAAAAAAAAAAGAGUAGCUUGGCGGAUCAAUCUCUUUCUGCUGCCAUCUUAUUUAGUGGAAGUGAGUCAAAUCUUCUUCUUCUUGGGAUCUCUCUGCUCUGAACGAUCAAGAGCAUUUUUUUUAAUCUUACCCUUUGAAGGACCACAUUGAAGGGUCUGGUGACAGGGGCAAUGAUUGGCUCUGGUACUGUGUACAGUGUCUUGUCCAGAGAUGCGUGUUUAUGGUCGCAGACAGCAGACAGCAGACAGCAAACAGCAGACCCAAACUAUUGUACAUCUUGCACCUUCUCUACUCCGCCAAUCGUCACCUCUCAAACCUGAUCUGGUCUCCUCUUACCCAAGUCCUAUCAACUAAACCUUAAUUCCAGGGUUCAAGGAUACUGACGCAUUAAUCUGCCUUUCUUCUGGCAAUAUUGCUUUGGGCAGAGUACUGCAUUAAUUGGUGUUAGAAUUGUAGAUGGAAAUCGUCAACCAUAGAAUUGCAUCAUCAACUAUGGAUGUUGCGGUUCGGAUUGCCUUAUGCAAGAAGAAGGCUGAUGAACCAAAUCUUACUCAAUCUGAUCUUCUGAAAUGGCUUCAAGAUGUUUACAAUAUAAAGGUGACCCAAAGUACAAUUUCCAAUACUCUUAAAAAAUCAAGGGAGCUUUUAGACAAAGACAUUGGUCGUCCAUGUCCAACUAUGGAUUACAGGAUUCGGAUCGCCUUGUGCAAGAAGAAAGCUGAAGAACCGAAUCUUACCCAACAUGACCUUCUUAAGUGGCUCCAUGAAGUGUACAAUAUCAAGGUCACCCAAGGUACAAUUUCUAAUACUCUUAAGAGGUCAAAAGAGCUUUUAGAGCAAGAAAAUCAUCCCCCAAACCUUAAUGUUAAACGUCAGAAAGCUGUUAAGUAUCCAAUGAUGAAGCAAGCACUUUAUGAAUGGUUUGUUUCUUAUGAGAAUGAAGUUGACUUAAAUGGGGAAUUGAUUAAACAGAAAGCAAAGGAUUUCUUAUUUAAGUUUUAUCCAGAUGCUAAGGCUUUUGAAUUUUCUAAUGGAUGGCUUCAAAGCUUCAAGAAACGUCAUGGAAUUAAAUUGUUUCGGAAGCGCAAGGAAAGGGGAUCCCUUGAUAUGGUGCAACUUGAAACAGAGCUUCCUCGUAUCCAUGAAGUGCUUGAUCAGUACAAUUGGGAUGACAUUUAUAAUAUGGAUCAGACUGGAUUAUUUUACCGCAUGCAGGCAGACAGUCUUUUAGCCACUAAACAACUCGAGGGCAGAAAAGCAAUCAGGGAACGUAUCACAGUUGUUGCAUGCUGAAAUGGCGAUGGUUCCACUAGGUUGCCUUUAUGGGUGAUUGGGAAGUUCUUAAGUCCACGCUGUUUAAAUAAUGUAAAUCUUGAGAAUCUUGGGUGUAUGUAUCGUGCAAAUACCAAGGCAUCAAUGACAGUUGCCCUAUUCAUUGAGUGGCUGAAAUGGUUUGACAGUCAAAUGCAUGGAAGAAAUGUUCUCCUCAUUUUGGACACUUGCAGUACUCUCGUACCUUUGAGAGACAUUCCACAACUAGAGAACACUCAUGUUUUCUGCCUUCCAGCUAACACCACUUCAAAAAUUCAGCCUCUAGAUGUUGGGAUUAUCAAGAGCUUGAAAGCUUGCUAUUGACGGCGUUUCAACCAAACACUUCUUCGUGCAUUGAAAAGUGGUGUGGUCCAUACUACUGUUCGACCGAUCAAUAUUCUUGAAGGUAUUGGGAUGUUAGUUGAAGCAUGGGAGAAAGAUGUCAAGCAUUCAAUACUAGUAAAUUGUUUUCAUUACUGCAAAAUUAAGUCCAUGUCUCUUCAAGUGGAUGUAACUGAAGAAAUGUUAGAAGAUUUGGAAGUAAUGUCUGAAUUAAUGGAGCAAGUCCGUCAACUACCUUACUCUAACCCCAUGGAUAUCAAGGAUUUUAUUAAUUAUCCUAGAGAGAGUGAUGUAGCAUAUUUUCCAACAGAGCUAGAAAUAGUUCAGGCAAUUGGAUCACAUAAUGGGGAGAUUGAAAUCCAAAAGGCUGCCAGCUCUGAGGAUCAUGAAGAUGAUAGUGAAGAACUUCCUGAUCUAAAGCCAGAUGAAGUAACUAACAUGCUUAGUCUUUGUGAGGGCUUCCUUUUGCAGCAAAUGAAAAACCAACAGGAAAAUAUUAAAAUGAUUCGUGAGUUGAUAUUUAAUGUACAGCAUCUCCAAUAGAGGGUUUCGACCCACUCGUGUAGUGUAAAUUUGAGGUUAGAUGUGCAAUGCAAUUAAACUGUUAGAAGUAUGAAUUUGUGCUUCAGAUCGCUUAUUAGGGGAAAAAAAAAGUUCACUAAAUAUCGAUACACAGUUUUCUUAGUCUUGCAUCUUUGCCUCGGCAUGAAUAUCAUAUCUCUUACUUUACCUAGGUCAUGAGCUUUGAGUUAAAUUACAGUUAAUACUAGUGUAUACGUUUUUGUUGUAUCAGUAUGUGUAAAGAUAAAUUCUUGAUGACUAUUACAUGUACAUAUGUUUUCCUAUGGUGUAUCCUGUGUAUGUGAACAUAAUUCAUGAUCAAGUUGUAAAUA